ACGAGAUCGCAUCGAAACUCCGACGCUUUUUAACAUGCUACGUGGAGAUCGCAUGAAGUCACAUACCUAUAAUAAAAAACUCUGAGAGAUUUUUAUUUUAAUAAUAUUUCUGGUCGAUGAUAAUUUGUCAAUUCAUCUGACUGCAAAAAUCUGAAAUUGAAGAAAACAACGUUUUCGUGAGCAGCGAAUAUUAAAUGCAGAUAUAUAAAGUUGUAGGAAAUGGACUGAAACUCUUUUAUGGGCCAACACAGUAAACCGCAGUGUAAUUUACGGAGAUCGUGCGUAUAUGAUUUUUUUUUAAAUAUAUCUGCGAGAUAUUAUGACAUUACUUGCGUAAAAGUUUUAUAGUGACUGCGCGAAACCGUCAGAAUUCAUCUUUCGCGACUUUAUAAAAUCUGACACUCGAUAAAAUCUCUAUCUUUAUACAUUUAUGUAUAAUAUUUAAUUUUAAUAGCAUGUGUAUAUCAUGUUGAUAAUAACGUUACGCAUUAUAUUGUAUGAGGCACGUCUUUUAUGUAUGAACAUAUGUGUUUAAGAGUGUCAUGUUAUCAUCAAAAUUAAUAGAAACCUCUCAGCCAGAUCAAUAGCAAUAAUAAAAAUCGUUUCGUCGAAAGAUCGGCUUUUGUUAGCCGUUAUGGUAUCAUGUAUAACAAAGAGGCACAACUAGAUAAAGUCUCAUGAUACACUCAUAAUAAAAUGUCCUACAGACGAGCACAUUUUUCACGCUUGUUUGUCAUCGAAAUCCACGCUAUACGUGACGUACAUGUAUCAUAAACGAUCCUAUCCGAAUCGAAUGGAUGAAUUUCAACGAAAGUACAGAGACAAAUUUGUUUGAUGUGCACGCGAGUCUGUCUUCUCACAAGAAGAAGCAAGAGUUGGAGAAAAGAAAGAGGAAAAGAGAGAGAGAGAGAGAGAAAGAGCGAUUUGCAAUAGCUCCGUCGCAUCUCAUAGGUGAUGGGUCGAGGCAUCGAGUGGGGCCCAGACUGGCCCGUAUAAAAGGGGGCUUCAAGACAUCCGCGGAGCAUCAGUCCUCAAAUCAAGGAACGGCAGCAACCAUGAGGGCAUUCGUGAUCCUGGCGCUCGCCGCCACGGCGAUGGCGCGGCCGGAAGCCGGAUACCCUUACAGCCAACCGAGCAAUAGCUACGGUGCUCCCGGAGGUGGUUCCAUCGGCGGAGGUUUCGGCGGAACUGGCGGUGGAAUCGGCGGUCUUGGUGGCGGACAUGGCGGUGGUCUAGGAGGUGGAUUCGGCGGCGGUUCCGGUGGUGGAUUCGGCGGCGGUGGCGGUGGCGGUGGCGGAUUCGGCGGCGGAUUCGGUGGCGGUGCCGGUGGUGGUGGCGGUGGCGGAUUCGGCGGUGGAUUCGGAGGUGGCGAUUUCGGCGGCGGAUUCGGAGGCGGAGGCUCGCUCAUUCAGAAACACAUCUACGUUCACGUGCCGCCCCCGGAGGCACCCGAGGACAGACCAAUCAGGCCGAUCGCACCACCGGCCCCAGCGCAGAAACACUACAAGAUCAUCUUCAUCAAAGCGCCUACUCCACCGACCCCGACCGCACCUGUAAUCCCGGCGCUACCGCAGCAGGAUGAACAGAAGACUCUCAUCUACGUCUUGGUGAAGAAACCCGAGGAGGCACCCGAGAUCAACUUGCCCACCAUCACACCCACUCAGCCCAGCAAACCGGAAGUCUACUUUAUCAAAUACAAGACGCAGAAGGAAAUCACCGGUGGCGGCGGCGGCGGCGGCGGCGGCGGUCACGGUGGUGGCAUUGGCGGUGGAAUCGGAGGUGGAAUCGGCGGUGGAAUCGGCGGCGGUAUCGGCGGCGGUAUCGGCGGCACCGGCAUCGGUGGCGGAAUCGGCGGCACCGGACCGAGCGGACCCAGCACGAAUUACGGGGCACCCGGUGGGUCCGGGCCAUACUAGUCAAUUCACCGCUACCCCAAAAGUCGCGGCCCCUCCGUCCUUCUCCUCCAUCAUUCACCGACACACACGCAUACACCGCUCAACACAUACCUCUAACAUGAUCAGCGACGAUGAUACUUGCCGUAUUGACGUAUCGCUGUAUUGUAUAUCGCGCGAUCGCCGAGAGAAAAAGACGACAACAAUGAUAAAGACGGCGAUGAUGAUGACGAUAUUGAAUACGAUGACGACGACGACGAUGAUAGUGAUGAUGAGAAUAAUGAUGAUGUUGAUAUCGAUGAUCAUAACGA
Messenger RNA from Formica exsecta, 2203 nucleotides. RefSeq names its product probable H/ACA ribonucleoprotein complex subunit 1 (gene Grp). The record is from RefSeq and is a predicted model, not a curated record. The transcript is spliced from 4 exons. Lineage: Eukaryota; Metazoa; Arthropoda; Insecta; Hymenoptera; Formicidae. The coding region runs from base 798 to 1916 and encodes 372 amino acids.